UUAUAACGUUUGAAUACGCAUGAAAUGCUCGUCUAAAAUGAUCUCAGCAAUCCAGUGCUAUAAAUUAAAUACUAUUUCGAAGCAGUCAUUUCUGUAGAUCGUGGUUAUGAUAUCAAUUUGGAUUAUAUUGACAACAUUCAUUUGGAAAGCAAACCAAAAAAUUGAUAUUGCAACAGUCGUUAUGAAGCUGAAUGACACAAGACAAUAUGGUGGCCUAUUGAAAUAUGGAAAGUAUACUAUUGAAAUCCAACAACCAAUAAACGAUGAUAAAUUAGUCACUUCUUCAGGUGUCAGUCAAAGGAAGGCUGCGAUUGGCAGAGGAUGGGUCACCGUCCAUCGAAUAGGCAGACUGGGAAAUAACAUGUUCCAAUUUGCAGCACUAAUCGCAGUAGCAAAACAUAACAAUAUGACGCCAAUUUAUCCAAAUGAAACCUUAGACGGAAUAUUCAAUAUUGACCGAUCGGGGAAUUUACCACACAAAGAGAAUAAUAAUUCUUUUCCUGUAACUAAUUUGAAUGAAAAUAAGUCAUCUGUAUAUGAUGUGGGAAUUAUGAAAAUUGUUCCAGCAAAUACAAAUAUUCGGCUUUGUUGUUACUUUCAAUCGUGGAAAUACCUGGUGGAAAUUCAGAAAGAUUUGAAAAAGCAAUUUACAUUUCACUCGUCGAUUGAUACUUUAGCCUUGGCAUUUAUUGACGAAGUUCGGAAAGACAUGCAUGGUAAAGACGAAAUCACUAACGGCACAAGGGACAUGACAAAGAGGCGUGGGGAUAACCAUGUAACUUUAAUUGGAAUACAUAUUCGGAGAACAGAUAUGGCGGACACUGAAAGUCUAAACCCUAACAAGGGAUACGUCGUUGCACCCAAACACUAUUUUCAGAAAGCGAUGGAGUAUUUCAGGACUAAGUUCAAAUACGUCCAUUUUAUUGUUUGUUCUGAUGAUAUAUUCUGGGCCCAAAUCAAUAUCAGAUCUUCAAGUGCGACGUUUUCAAUUGGCCAUUCGCCUGGAGAAGAUCUCGCAAUUCUGUCACAUUGUGACCACAUUAUUAUGUCAACCGGGAGUUUCUCUUGGUGGGCAGGUUGGUUGUCUGGUGGGGAAGUCAUCUAUUAUGCUGGCUGGCCUAGGCCUAAUAGUGAACUUGCACAAAGAUUUGAACGUUUCGACUAUUUCCUACCACAGUGGAAGGCAAUGCUUUAACUACCCCGGAAGUCAAAAUCUUGUAAAUUAAGAUGAACCUCUCUUAAAGAUACAAAACCAAAAACUAAAACAUCUUUUAAUCAAUGUUGAAAUGAACUUCAGUCGAGCUUGCAGUUCAGAACUCCUUGUAAAUACCCUGCGCGCAGCGUCUAGUUAUAAACGAGUUAUAGACGAAGCUCUCUUUUAAGAAGUGAAGUCGAACAAAUGCAAAGGGUACCUUGUAAAUUGCUUUGAAAUAACGAGAUAUUAUGGCACACUUAGUUGACAUUAUUGCUCACUAUCACUGGUGAUCCACUCGAUUACGCUAGUGAAUAAAAUAAAAUAAAUACUUCCAAUGUUUAUCUAUUUGAUUUACAAUAUGUUACUUUCUUUAUGCUUUGUGAUAUCUAAAGUCACAUGAUUUAAUUUAUUCAAAGCAACCUGUAAUGCCACAUGGUGAUUGGUAUGCUUUUAUAUGUAAUUGUUUAUAUUGUUUUCAAUAAGUGAAAUAAAAUCAUUAAAUCAUAAAAAAAAGCAUUACGCUGGUUCGUUUCGGUAACAAAAUGUUGGAACGUCGAAGGUACGAUUUUUCUUCUUUUUUCCUUAUUUCACACGUUGUAGGCAGAAUUCCCACGACAUUUUGAUCACAAACGUGUAUCAGUAUCAUAUGUUUAAGAAAAUGUACAUAUUUGCGAACAAAUAGUUCAGAACACAACAGAAUUGUCGAUUUAAUUCCUCACUUAAGUUACAUAAACGGUAUUUCGAAAAACAGUUAAGA
This is a messenger RNA of Owenia fusiformis, 1952 nucleotides long. The record is from the annotation of a GenBank genome assembly. NCBI's taxonomy places the organism in Eukaryota, Metazoa, Annelida, Polychaeta, Sabellida, Oweniidae.